AUGAGUACAAGUACCGAAGUGAACACAAGGGACAAUGAUCCCGAAGAGGACCACCCAACGCCGUCCACCAUAGCUGGAAACGAUGCCCCUGGCUCGGAUGUCUCAUUGAUGGUGAGUACCGGUUCAUCACAAAAGGCGUGUCAGGGAUACAGAUCGUAUCGGGCAUUGAUUGCUGCACUUUGCACAUUUUUCGUGGUGACCACAGUGAUCGCUGUGGUGAUGUUUUCCACUGGAAACGCGAAGGGGGUAGCAUCUGCAAUACAGAGCAUUGGAGGCGGUUCCGGUGGAACAUCUUCUGGUUCCAGUUCCGGUGGAGGAGGUGGAUCCGGCUCGUGCUUCUCUGCAGACACUACCGUACAGACACUGAAAGGCCCGGUCCCCAUGAAGGACUUACAAGUGGGAGACAAGAUUUUGACAGCACAGGGCAAGUACGAACAUGUCUAUGCCUUUGGCCAUUACUUGCCCAAUGGAGAGGCAGAGUUUCUUGUGAUUGAGACAGAAGGCAACAGCCAACUGGAGAUCACACCGGAGCAUCUCCUGUAUCGACAAGGCACGUCACACCCUGUUCCUGCCUACUCUCUGCGAGUAGGUGACAAGAUUCAGCCACACGGUGCUGAGGUUACUAUGAUUGACUCGGUUCACAAGACUGGUAUCUAUGCUCCUCUGGUCUCUAGUGGCAGCUUUUUGGUCAAUCAUGGCUCUGUCAAGGUGUCUUCCUAUAUAAGUUUGGUGCAAGCAUACUCCACUGGCUAUGCUCAUUUUGCUGAUGGGACACCCUUCUUGCCACAGCAUACUGGUAUUCACAUGGUCCUGACACCCUACCGAAUGAUUUGCACCACAUUUUCAGGUUACUGUCAAGGCAGCUACACACAGGAAGGAAUGCCACCCCAUGUUGCCAAUGGGAUUGAGAUCUUGACAUGGGCUGACAAACUGCCAUUGAUGGAACAAGUGGUUCUGCUGGUGUUGGCACUGGUAGCAUUCGGUGCACUCAUGGUAGUGGAGAAAAUUGGAUUGGUGUUGCUCGCAGCAACAUUUUUCCUUUGCAGGAAUGGCUUGGGCCGUCACCACAAGUAG
Messenger RNA from Seminavis robusta, 1074 nucleotides. NCBI's taxonomy places the organism in Eukaryota, Bacillariophyta, Bacillariophyceae, Naviculales, Naviculaceae. The record is from the annotation of a GenBank genome assembly.